AUGACUUCGUCCGAGAAUACCGUGCGCAGAAAGGUGAUCUGCUUUUCAGACUUCGAUGGAACCAUUUUCAUGCAAGACACCGGCCAUGUCCUCUUCGACAAAUACGGCUGCGGAGCCGAACAGCGCCGCAGCCUGGACGAACAGAUCAAAUCCGGCGAGCGGUCCUUCCGCGACGUUUCCGAGCAGAUGUGGGCAUCGCUCAACGUUCCAUUCGACAAUGGAUUUGAAGUGCUCAAAGAAACGCUCGAGAUCGACCCGGGAUUUCGCGAGUUUCACCAGUUUUGCCUCGACAACGACAUCGCCUUCAAUGUCAUCAGUGCGGGCCUGAAGCCGGUUCUUCGCAAGGUCCUCGACACGUUCCUGGGGGAGGAUGAGUCGUCGCGCAUCGAGAUCGUGGCUAAUGACGCGUCUAUCAACGGGUCGCAUUGGAAGCCCAUCUGGCGUCAUGAUAGCGAGGCUGGUCACGACAAGGCGCUAUCUGUAAACGAGGCUCGCCUGCAGGCACGAGAGGAGUGUGAAGAUGGCGAAGUCCCGCUGAUAGUGUUCAUUGGAGACGGGGUAUCGGAUCUGCCCGCUGCGCGCGAGGCGGAUGUUCUCUUCGCUCGAAGGGGCCUUCGCCUGGAAGAGUACUGCCAAGAACAUAACAUUCCGUAUAUUGGCUUCGACAACUUUGCCGAAAUCAAGCGCGAGGUUCGGGCUAUUCUCGCUGAGGAUCAGGAGAAGACGCAGGGGGUCGGCAAGCCAUUACGAUUUAACCCUAGAGCCAACAUGUGGCGACGGGUGUCGAGCAAGCAGGCUAUUCCUCGAUUUGUCGCCUUGACGCCGUCUAAGGAAGAGCGUAUGUUUCUCUGGCCCGAGACGUUUUCCGAGUAUAAGCCAGACCAGCAUAUGGAUGACGCUGCCACGAAAACGCAGAGCGCAAAGACGGCGGUGCAUUCAUAG
Molecule: messenger RNA, 942 nt
Organism: Talaromyces atroroseus
Lineage: Eukaryota; Fungi; Ascomycota; Eurotiomycetes; Eurotiales; Trichocomaceae
Exons: 3
Coding region: 1-942 (313 amino acids)
Molecular function (GO): phosphatase activity
Source: RefSeq, a predicted model, not a curated record